Molecule: messenger RNA, 5586 nt
Organism: Diutina rugosa
Lineage: Eukaryota; Fungi; Ascomycota; Pichiomycetes; Serinales; Debaryomycetaceae
Product: putative ubiquitin-protein ligase
Exons: 1
Coding region: 1-5586 (1861 amino acids)
Biological process (GO): protein ubiquitination; ubiquitin-dependent protein catabolic process via the N-end rule pathway
Cellular component (GO): ubiquitin ligase complex; cytoplasm
Molecular function (GO): ubiquitin protein ligase activity; zinc ion binding
Source: RefSeq, a predicted model, not a curated record
AUGGACGAGAUUGAUCAUGUCACGCUCCUCAAAAGGGAACUCAUACGCCUCCCCUCUGAAUCAAACUUUGAAUUCAGAGAUGAUACAAGAAUCCGACUUCGCCGUAUAAUUAUGACGGCUUUGGCGAAAGGAAGAGAGUUUCUCCCAUUCUAUUUUCCCCGUUUAUUUCAUCCUGACGGCACAGAAAUUUCACCAGAGCCAGCUUCAGAAACUUUGGAUCGGCUUCAAUGGCGAUAUCAAACUUACCAUACUCAGAUUCCACAUGUCAGAGACCCUACAUAUAAUCAUUUGAUGCAUAUGGUGAACCACUACCAGCGCCCAUGUGGCCGCAUCUUCAGUCGAGGAGAAGCCAUAUACCGGUGUCUCACCUGCUCACAUGAUGAGACCGUGGCAUUGUGUCAACACUGCUUCAAUCUGGACGAUCAUGAAGGUCACAAAAUCCAUAUUUACACUACUCAACUUGAGCGAGGCGGAGUGUGUGAUUGUGGUGAUCCCGAGGCGUGGGAAUUCAACCGACCUUGCCGUCUUUAUGAUGGUCCUGUCCCAACUCAACUUCCACUUCCACUCCCGGACCCUGUGUUAGAUCAGUUCGCGAAAGUUUUACGGGUCAUCUUAAACUUUUGUAUUGAUGUACUUGCAUACCUGGAUCAACAUUUGGACAGUGACUCAGAAAAUGAAGCAGAAAUCAAACUCCAUAGCAGGCAACUGACGCUAGAUCAGGGUUGUUAUGGCUACCGGGGUAGUUCUGAAAUUGUUGACCAAAAUCUGGAUAAAUACUGCCUCAUAUUGUACAAUGACCAAACUCAUUUGUACCGCGAUGCUAUUCUGCGCAUUAGGUUGGCACUGCGUAAGCAGAAACAAUUUGCUAUUAUGGUUGCAGAUCGUGUUGAAGCUUACGGGCGAGCCAAAGUGGCCGAGCUGACUGAUAUUGCUGUUCUUCAGCAGCGACGGGGUGUACUUUCUGCCACUGGUUUGUCUACAGGUAUUAGGCUGCUGAGGGAUGUAUUUCGCGAGGAUAUGGUUGAUGAGAUCAUUUUUUGGUUAGAUGAGUUUCAAUUCCUGGAAGUAUUCAAGGUAAGCACUCCCAUGCAGGAAAUGUUUUGCCAAGUAUUUUGUGAGCGUUGGGAACCAGGUGUUCUGGCUCUUCCAGGUCCUCGAGCAGAUGAGAGUGUUUAUUCAACUGGUAAACUUGACUAUGACCUCCGUAUACCCAAAUUACCGGCACCACCGAUAGCUAACCAUAGUCAUUGGGAGAAUACCGCCAAAUUGUGGUCUUUAUCAGAAGAAGAUUGUUCACGAUGUAAUUAUAAUGUCACUACCGAUGAUUACAAUCCACGAACAAGUCACAGAGGACUGCGAUUCCAGUACCUCGUCUACUUUGAUGUACGGCUAUGGAAGCAGGCACGAAAUAAUCUAGCCAGGGUGAUUAAUGCGCUGCUUAUUACGAACUUGAAGUAUCGUCCGAUGCUUGGUUGCCAAUAUUUGGAUAUUCAUUUAGUCGUUGCAGAUCAAUUUGUGAAGCUAGAUCGAGAGCCAGAACUUAACGUCAUGCUGAUGCUUUCCACUCAGCUUUUCUCUUGUUCUACUAACAUUCGAACCAUAUUCAAUAAUGGCGGUUUUGGGCGCCUUUUAGCUGUUGUGUAUGGGUUCCUCACAACGGAAAGUGUCGCUGCAGCUAAUGCUGUCAUUCAGACCAACGAUGUUAGCAUAAAACUGUUCAAAAGUCAAAAGCUUGGUAAACUAUUUUUUGAUGUAAACUUCAUGCUAGGGAAAGGGUUACUUGGAGAUGUUAUUUUGAAGCCGGAUCCAGUGGAAGCUAUGCUAGACAUGCUCGUAUUGAUACAGGGGAAACCUGUUCUUAAAAGGGAAAACGAUAGUCAUGUUGAGUACGAAAGUUCGGACUAUAAUGCACUUUUCACCUCGCUGCAUUUGUUCAAAGGGCUGGACCUGAUGAUACGCUGCGGAAAGGAGAUUUCUGAUCCCGCUGAAAGAUAUAAUCGUUUCAGCGAGGCAAUUUUGUUGACUCUCAAAAGAUUGUAUCGACUCGAGGGUGGUGAAUAUCCCAAUUUCAAUGCUGACAUCGUUGACAUCAAACCUUAUGCACCGCUUAAGCUAGAGCCAUUGACAGGUGCGAUGGUUACGGAAGUGUCUCUAUCGCAAGAUAAGGCGGCGCUAUUACAUCCAGUGCACUCUUUUUUGGGAGGGCUUUUGAAUGCUGCCGAGUUUGCUACGUUAAAUGACGUGCUUGCUAUCUUCGAGGAGGCUGUCAAAGUUGUAGGUUAUGCACAUGGCGAUCCCUUAGCCGUCAUUUUCGACUAUCCGAUUCGUACCCUUGCGUUGUUGGCGCAAAUAAAGCUGGGUUUUUGGGUUCGAAAUGGAUUUACAGUACGUAAUCAGUUACAACUUUACAAGCUGCUGUCCCUUCGAGAUUAUGGUCUUUUGCGCGAUUUGUUUUUGAUUCAGGUUUUUGUGAACUUAGCCAACCCAAACUUGGUGGUUUAUCUCAUUUUGGAUCGAUUUCAAAUCCUUUCCACUAUAACUGAUAAUGCUGAGUCAGUUUAUGACAGAAAGACCUUACCUUAUAUUUUUGAAGAAUGUGCAGCUCUUUUCUUAUACAUUCUCACAGAAAAUGAUAGAGGUAUCGAUCAUCGUAUUCGACAAGAGAUCAUUCAUCUGCUCUGUUUCGGCCCAAUGCCUUAUUCGAAGCUCAUUUCGCUGAUACCAGACAAUAUCGUUGCAGAAAAGCAAUUCAAUAAUAAGCUCGAGACCCUUGCUCAUUAUCUGCCUCCUCUGGGUGCCCUGGAUGUGGGCAUUUUUACACUCAAGCCCGAAUUUUAUGCUGAGGUCAAUCCGUUUUAUUUCAGCUACUCUGCCAAUACUCGAGACGAUGCAGUUAAAAUAUUGAAAGAACGUCGAGCUAAAGAAAUGAGGAUUCCUGCUCACCAAGUUGUUCUCGAACCGACAAUUAUGGAACCACCAAAGGGAUUUGAGUCUCGCGAACGUUUCAUUGAGCUGACAUAUUUUACUCAAUUCAUUGUUCAUGCACUUCGACACUCUAUCUGUACUGAAAGCAGUGAUGGUUUGAUGAUGACAGUGCUUCAUUUGCUUCACGCGGCUGCCCUUCAGGACAAUACGCUGGUAUCAAAGUUAAGGUCAACAAUAGUUCCGUUGUAUCAAAUUUUGAAGGAUGAUGGUUUUAUCAGGUAUCACCCUAAAAUUCGUGCGAUAUUCGAGAUUUGGAAACACCUGGACCAAUUUACUGAGACUGUGGUCGGUUUUAAUUUCGAUACUGCUGUAUUGUUCGAAUUCCAUAAGGAGGAUUCGCCCGAGAUUGAUGUCGAUCAUAAAAAGAAAAUAGCCAAACUUCGGCAGGAAAAGUUAAUGGCAAAAUUUAAGCAACAACAGUCCGACUUUCUCCGCAAUAUGGAUGGUGCCGAUAUGGAUGUGGAAGAUUUGACCUCUGAUGAGAGUGACAGUGAUCUAGGAUGGCGAUUUCCUGAACCGCAUUGCAUACUUUGCCAAAAUACUAAUGAAGAUGCAGGUCCAUUUGGUAUCAUUACGUAUAUCUCUCGAAGUUGUGAGUUCCGUAAAGUUCCAUUUGAUGAUCCAUUUUGGUUCAUGAGCGCUUACUCCGAUAGUGCUAAUUUGGAUGACCCUGAACCACUAAAUGUCCCCACAAGCUAUCUUGAAGCAGGUAAGUCUACUCCUUCCCAAACACUGGAAUCAAAGACAUCAAAAUGGCAUGAUUAUCAAGCCCGAAUUCGGGAGAACAACGUAUUCGGUCCAGGCUUUAACGAUCCUAACUGCAUCGAAAAUAAUUUGGUGCUGCUGAGUUGUGGGCACGGAAUGCACUACAAUUGUUAUAUGAAUUACUUGGUCACCAAUCGAAAUCGGCAGAAUCAAAUCACUCGCAAUUAUCCUGAGAACCCUGAUCGCAAAGAAUUCUUGUGCCCGUUGUGCAAAGCCUUGAAUAACUCGUUUUACCCAAUUUUGUGGACCAGCAAUAAGUUUAGCAUGCGAGAAUUGUGUGAUUAUAGUGGACAGUCUGAUCAUAUAGGUGAUCUUUACCUGCUGAUCUUACGAACUCAACCAGAAUGGUUUCAUCAAUUCGCCGAACAAUUGAAGGAGGCUAUUGACGUGAAAGCUCUCUUGACGACUCAUGCCAAAGAAAUUAUAAAUCUUCAAAGCCAAAACAAACAAAUGCUGCCACAACAAGUGCAAUUCUGGCACUUGAUAUUGCACAUGUUUCAUUUGUUUGCAUUCACUUGCUUUCCCGAAGUUGUUAAGCUGGAUCUGCUGUUACUUCUUGUUAACACCAUAAAGAGUACUGAAAUUGCACUUCGAGGUGUGGCAGGAAACGACACGGUUGCGGACCAAAUAUCAUUCAUUAAUAUGAUCAAUUUGAGGGUGUUGUAUCAGUUCAGAAUAUCUGGACUCUUCAUGAAACUUCAACUGCCACUGGAAUCUCAACUGCGACUUGAUGUGACUAUGACGAUGUUUUCGAGUUAUCUCAAAAUUAGUAAUGAUGGAUUGGUGGAACUGAUUUUUAGCGGUGACUUCUUCAGAAUUUUAGUUGACUGUGUUCCUUUGCCGCAGUUGGGACUCGGAGCUCAUUUCAUAAUGGAAAGAUGUUUGUGGGGUGCCACCUUACAGGCUGUGGUGUCAUUGGCUUACAAUCUUGGAGUCUAUGAAUUCUAUGUCCCCACAAAUGAAUUUUCCGUGCUCGAUGUGCCUCAAAUAGAGGAAAUUCCAUACUUCGUUUUGGACUACUGCAAAAAAAUAUUUUGUGCUUUUAUCGAUACCGAUCAGUUUUCCAUCAUCAACGAUCCGCUGUUCAGUCGCGUCAUAUAUUCGCUAAUUGUGAAGCAAGUGACCCCAUUCUUACGUCGUAUUGCAAUAUUUGCAAGUGUGCAAUGUGGUCUUGCAGAUGUCAACAAAUCAUAUCUGAACAGAGGCGAAGCCGAUCGUAUUACAGCAUAUCUCGGCCUUCCCACAAUUGCUGAAACCAUGCGACUUGCAGUAGAAGACAGCGACUCAUGGCAAGGCGUUGUGAUGACGAAGGUACUACAGAGAGGAGUAUCAAAAAGUCAAAAUGAAUUGAUACGGCUUGAAUAUCCAGGUAUCAUCAGACUCAUUAAUCUUCCGUCUAGGUUGGACUCCUUUUUUACUCGUUACUUUUAUUCCGAUCGGUACGACUACCCGUUCAGAAGAUACGACUCGCCAGCGGUGUGCUUGACGUGUGCUGAGGUUUUAGACGUGCAGCAAAAAACUCCAGGAUACAAAGAGGGACAGUGCACCACUCAUGUUGUUAGGGAAUGCGCCAAUAGCAAUGGCAUGUUUUGGCUUCCUCGUGAACGGGUGUUUUUGUUAUUGCAUAAUAAUGGGGGGACAUUUUACACUGCGCCGUAUAUUGAUGAUCAAGGGGAGGUGUUUGCAGACCCUGCCAAGCGACUGAAAACGUUUUACUUGAUGCCUCCUAAAUACCAAGAUUUCAUAAAGAAUAUCUGGCUUCAACAUAACGUUCCCAACAUAAUCGUUCGAUCACUCGACGCAGUCUCUGAUGCUGGAGGCUGGGAUACUUUAUAG